AUGCAAAAUUCCAACCCAAGCAAUAAAAAGAAAAAGGCAGAUGUCUCAAUUGUUCUGUCAACUGCCCCAGAGGACGCCCCUACUCACUGGCAGCAGACUCUCCUUUACUUAUUUGAACCUAUCGAGUUAAAGAAAGACCAAAUCAUGGAAGGUUCUGUUACCAUAUCUCAGAGCCAGCAACAUGCCCGGUUCCUUAACAUUUGCCUGAAAUAUUUGUGA
This is a messenger RNA of Triticum turgidum subsp. durum (durum wheat), 219 nucleotides long. The record is from the annotation of a GenBank genome assembly. Lineage: Eukaryota; Viridiplantae; Streptophyta; Magnoliopsida; Poales; Poaceae.